This is a messenger RNA of Danaus plexippus (monarch butterfly), 2587 nucleotides long. Its product is annotated as organic cation transporter protein-like. The transcript is spliced from 7 exons. The coding region runs from base 178 to 1830 and encodes 550 amino acids. Gene Ontology annotation, cellular component: membrane. NCBI's taxonomy places the organism in Eukaryota, Metazoa, Arthropoda, Insecta, Lepidoptera, Nymphalidae. The record is from RefSeq and is a predicted model, not a curated record. Gene Ontology annotation, biological process: transmembrane transport. Gene Ontology annotation, molecular function: transmembrane transporter activity.
UUUUCAUUUCAGCGAAGACAAGUGAACUGGCGCAAACGCUCGCGCGUCGCGGUCUGUGUCGUGCGCCAAGCUUAACCAUCCACUGGGAUGCCAAAGCGUCUGACCUAAAUAAUAAUUGGCGGGCAAAGUAUAAAUUCAUUCGGAGAUCGAACGCGUCGCGGGUUGCACGAAAUAGACAUGAUGAAUGUGAGAGCUGGUGGAAAACCUGCAGCAGAUCCUGACAAGCCGGUGGAUCUCGACGACGUGCUGGCCAACGAACUCGGCCAGUUCGGCUACUUCCAGUUGAGGAAUAUCAUCCUGGUGAUCAUACCGAUAAUGAUGUCUUCAUUCAUGAGUGAAUAUGUGUUUUCUGCAGCAGCCAUACCACAUCGAUGUCAAAUACCUGAAUGUGGCGAAGAAAAUAUGUUCCAAGAAUACAAUCAAAAUUGGAUAAGCAAUGCUGCUCCUAAAACUGGUUAUGGCGUUUCCUAUUGUACGAGAUAUGCUCCCCAAGGCGGAAAUAUGUACGGAUCGUUGGAGUACUGCCCCGCGAACCUGUUCAAUAUGAAUAAAACUAUCGCUUGCGAGGGAUAUGUUUAUGCUAAUAACAAUUCAGUUGUAUAUGACUUUGAUCUUGGAUGUCAAGACUGGUUGAGAGCUUUGGCGGGAACUCUUAAUAGUGCUGGAAUAUUACUAGCAAUGCCAAUAACAGGGUACGUCUCAGACCGUUACGGACGAAAACUAGCGCUGGUUGUCAGCGUAUUCAAUUUAAGUCUCUUUGGUCUCAUCAGAGCCUUCUCAACAAAUUACUUAAUGUAUUUGAUUCUUCAAAUAGUUCAAACAACGCUCGGUGCGGGUACCUUCAGCUCUGCCUAUAUUUUUGCUGCUGAACUAGUUGGGCCAAAAUACCGCGUGGCUGUCAGUGCAACUUUGUCCUCGAUAUUUGCUUUGGGGGAGGUUAUUCUUGGUACUAUAGCUUGGCUUGUCCAGCCUUGGCGAUAUAUGCUGAUAGCACUCCACGUCCCCGGUUUCCUGGUUAUACUCUACUGUGGAGUAUUAUCAGAAAGCGUUCGAUGGUUGCUAUCAAAAAAAAAGUAUGACGAGGCUAGGAAGAUCUUAGAAAAUGUUGCCAGAAUAAAUAAAACACGGAUAAGUAACAAGUCCAUAGAAGCGUUGAUAAAUAUGCCACAGCAACCAAUACUCGAAAAGGAGGGAAAACCUAACUUGUUCCGUGCGAUAAUUAGCUCUCCCAUAUUGCUAAGAAGAGUUUUGACUACUCCGGUCUGGUGGAUAACUACAAUUUUUGUGUAUUAUGGUCUAUCAAUAAAUUCGGCUCAUCUCUCCGAGACCAUGUACCUGAACUUUAUUUUGACUUGCAUCAUCGAAAUCCCAGGGUUUUAUACGGCCGUUCUGGUGAUGGACAGAACUGGAAGAAAACUAACACUAUCCUCCGGAUUCUUCUUCAGUGCUGUUUGUAAUAUAGCCUUUGUAUUUAUUCCAUACAACUUAUCAAUUAUCCGUUUGGUAUUUUUCCUUCUCGGGAAGUUCAGCAUUUCAAUGGUGAUGACGUCCCUGUACCUGUACACGUCCGAGCUGUACCCCACGGAGUACCGCCACAGCUUGCUUGCAUUUUCAUCAAUGAUUGGACGCAUUGGAGCUAUAACAGCGCCCUUAACUCCAGUACUUAUGUCUUAUUGGCACGGAACGCCGUGCAUGAUGUUUGCCACCAUGGGAGUUUUAUCAGGAUUGUUAGUUUUAUCACAACCUGAAACGUUGGGGACGAAAAUGCCUGACACUUUAGCCGAAGCUGAGGCUCUCGGCAGAACAGUCGACCUCGGAAGAGCCUCAUGAUGAUUGAAGCGAACUUAUCAAAGCAUACUUUAAAAAAGGAUAAAAAAUGUUAUUAGUACGAGAUAUAGCUAUUUUUAUGAUAUUUUUGAUAUACAUGUAUAAAUUAAGCAAUGGUUUAUUUGAAUGCAAGUGAAAAUAAAUAAUUGUUAGUUUUAUCGCUUAUAUAUAAAAUAAAAUAGGUUUGUUACAUUAUAUACCUUUGCCAGUUACAUCAAUUUAAACAUCUGUAAUCUAAAAAACGACAACAAAUGUAAUAGUUUUGAUUCAUAUUCAGCGGUUCCGAUUUAUAGCAUCACAGAACAAAAAGUGAGAGUGAGAACAAGAAAAAAAUGUAUUGACCCUUAAAUUAGCCACGUCGAGAAUGAUAAAACGUUUAGUGAAGACAAAAAGCGAGUUGUCUUCUUUAAUAACGUUCAUAUAAUGUGAUGAACGGAAAAGAACACGCAAAAAGUGUACAAAGACAAUGUUAGCAAUCGAAACGAUAUAAGGGUGCAAUGACCGAAAGGGACAAAUACGAUAAACUGCUAAUAAAGAAAAAUUAUAUAUCUGAAUGAUGUUUUAAGAACAGGGCUGGGAAUUCGGAAGAUUCACUUUUAUUAAUUCAAUACUUACUAGCUGAAGUUAGUAUUGUGCAAUUAUAAUAUCACUGAAUCCUCGUCUGAGUUUUCUGUCCCACUUAUUUGGCUAACUUUCAGCACUGACUGGAGCCAGCACUCCCAGCGUAUACUUUUAAUAAAUAAUUCAAAUUUCUUUGUAA